This is a messenger RNA of Caenorhabditis briggsae, 5073 nucleotides long. It is a transcript of the gene Cbr-gcy-12, whose product is annotated as Protein CBR-GCY-12. NCBI's taxonomy places the organism in Eukaryota, Metazoa, Nematoda, Chromadorea, Rhabditida, Rhabditidae. Gene Ontology annotation, biological process: receptor guanylyl cyclase signaling pathway; protein phosphorylation; cGMP biosynthetic process. The transcript has 15 exons. Bases 1 to 5073 code for a protein of 1690 amino acids. Gene Ontology annotation, molecular function: peptide receptor activity; guanylate cyclase activity; protein kinase activity. The record is from RefSeq and is a predicted model, not a curated record.
AUGUGGCCGACAAGCGUCGAAGCUCUCAGGUUCUACCACACAUUUGCCUUCUCGCCGGGACGUCAACGGCUCUUCGGAAUCUUCAUCGUUUUUCUGAUUGCCACAGUUUUUGUGACAUCGGAUGCUGAUGCAGAUGCCGUUCCAGCUCCCGGUCCCUCUCCUGACCCCUCAUUGGGGGCAGGAGCUAAUCCGUUUUUGUUAGAAUCGUUGGUCAAAAGAUUACCCAAAAAAGGAGACAAAAGAGAAAUUCUAAUUAGUUAUCUGGCAGCUGUUCCAACUUUAAUGGGAGAAAUCGAUCAAUAUCUCUUAAAUCUAUCUGCUUCGAAUUCAGCACAAAACAACUCAAAAGAUCGAGAGAGUUUCUCGAAGAAAUUGAAUCAAAUCGUACAUUGUCUGACAACAGACGCAUAUGUUUCGGUAGUUUCUGGUGCUCUUGUGGCUGCAAUUGUGGAGAUAAAUCAAGAUAAAACAAUUAUUCCGGAUUAUCAAUUGAAAUAUGUUUUUGGAAACACAUGUGGAAACGAUUCUCAUAGUACUCGUCUAUUCAUGGAACACUGGCAAGCAGGGGCACGAGUUUUUAUUGGUCCAGAGAAAAACUGCAAAACGGAGGCAGCGAUGGCCGCUUCUCAGAAUCUUCCCAUCAUCAGUUAUCGGUGUAACGAUCAGGAUAUUUCUCGUGAUGACUACCACUACCGUACCUUUGCCCGAACAGUACCACCAGCCGGAGAGAUCUUCAAAGCAUUCAUGGCUCUGAUGAAACAUAACGAUUGGAGAAAGUUUUCGGUUGUCUAUGAUGUCAAAAAAGGUCAAUCCAAAAACGAGUUAUUCGAUACAUUACUGAGAAUGAUGGAGACGGAAAACAGGUUCGAAGAGCACAAAUUCCAAAUUAUGAAUGUUUCGAGAUUGGAAUUCACAAAAAUGGAUAUAAGCAGUCAACAAGAUAUCCAAAGUGUUGAAAACGCCAUAAAGGCGACAAUGAAGACAACGAGAAUUUAUCUGACAUUUGACAACGUCCGCCUGUUCCGUACAAUGCUAUCAAUAAUGGGAGAGAUGGGACUGACAGAUGAUGGAUACAUGCUGAUUUAUGUGGAUACAAACUACGAUUGGCUCAACGUCUACCAUGCAAUGAACAAUCAUUUCUUGAGAAGUAAGUUCAGAUUUCAAAUUUUUUAUACCUUCCGAGUUUUAGACACCAUGACAUAUCUUCACCAUUCCUGGGAUGCCAACAACUCAUCGGAUCGUAAAAUGCUCGAUUACGCCAGAAACGCUCUUUCAAUUAUUCCAACUCCAGUAAAACUGAAUAGCCAAAGGUUCUAUAAUUUCUGGAAACGAGCUGGAGAGUACAUGCACCAUUUUGGAGUUCAGAAAACGGACAAUCUCAAGGGAAACCGUAUCGCGUGUUAUCUGUACGAUGCAGUUUAUCUGUAUGCAAGAGCAAUUCAUGAACUGGUUGAUGAGUACGGUAAUGCCGAUACAUAUGAUCCAACUGCUGACGGAAAGGCAAUCAUUGAUAGGAUAGUCAAUAAAAAAUAUAAAAGUAUCCAAGGAUUUGACAUGAGAAUUGACGAACGAGGUAACUCGAAAGGAAACUUCUCACUUCUGAGUUGGCAGAAAGUCACCCCAAUCAACAACAAAUCGGAUCCGAAAUACUAUCCACUGGAUCAUGCUCUCGAUUUGAGUGCUAUUUUUGUCGAAGCUUCUGAUAGAGGACGUCUUCCGAUUCUUCAGUUUAAGUCAACCGAUAUUCAGUGGAAGAAUGGAGUCAUACCACCAGAUGAGCCUCCUUGUGGUUUUCAUGGAGAAAAAUGCCACAAAACGACAUUGGAAAAUUAUCUUCCACUCAUCGGAAUGAUUGGAGGUGCCAUAUUCUUCUUGGCCAUUGCUGCUUAUUUAUGGAACCUUGUCCGAAGUCGUCGUUUCGAGCAAGAACUUUCAAUGAUUUGGAAAAUCGAUCCGUUUGAAGUUCGUCGAGUAGUUGGAACUGGCAACAACAACGAGUCAACUGCUUCUCUCGAUCAUGUAAAAUUGAAGAAAGAUCAGCGUAAACCACCGCCACCUUGGUGGAGCAAAGAUGCAAUCUAUGGAUCGGGAAUGCGUGGUCUUGCCUCUUACAAAGGAACUCUUGUUGGCUUGAAAGAUUUUUUGUACAAUCGAAAACAGAAAGAGAUUACUCGAGAAGCGAAGAAAGAGUUGAGAGCAAUGAGACAAUUAGCUCAUCCGAAUGUCAACAAUUUCCUCGGAAUCAUUCCUAAUAGUUAUAAAAUCACCAUUGUUCGAGAAUAUUGUUCCAAAGGAUCACUUCAUGAUAUUCUAAGAAAUGAGAAUCUGAAAUUGGAUCAUAUGUAUGUGGCCUCGUUUGUGGAUGAUCUGGUCAAAGGAAUGGUCUACAUUCAUGCAUCCGAGUUGAAGUAUCAUGGCAAUCUCAAAUCUACGAAUUGUCUUAUCACAUCUCGAUGGACUCUCCAGGUCGCUGAUUUUGGAAUGCGCCAACUUCGAGAAGACAUCCUGUAUGGUAGCAACUUUAACAUCUGGGAGAAUUUCUUAUGGACUGCUCCAGAAGGCAUGACAAUAAAUGGAAACGUUCCGACACUGAAUCCUCCAACCACGAAAUCGGAUAUUUAUUCGUUUGGAAUCAUUUUCAAUGAGAUCUUCACUCGUGAAGGUCCUUACAAGAUUUUCGUCCAACGUGGGGAUGUAAAUGGAGAUGGUGCUAAGCCGGACAGUACCGAAUGCAGAGAAUUGGUUGAAAAAACCGUUCGACGUGUCUACAGUGAUCCGUAUUUCCGUCCGGAUACAUCUGACAUUGAAGUUCAAAACUACGUGAAAGAAGUGAUGGCUGCUUGCUGGCAUAACGAUCCAAGUCAACGACCCGAAUUCAAAUCAAUCAAGAAAAAGUUGAAUCCUCUUUUCAAUACAAUAUACAAACAAAACAUAAUGGAUCAUAUGGUACUGAUGAUGGAAAAAUAUCAAACACAAUUGGAAGACCUCGUGGAUGAGAGGACGAUUGAGCUGAAAGACGAACAACGGAGAAGUCAGCACUUACUUCAACGGAUGCUUCCGAGCUCGGUCGCUGAACAACUUCUAGCAGGACAGGAUGUGAUUCCAGAAGCCUUCCCACCGGUUACCAUAUAUUUUUCGGAUAUUGUCGGGUUUACAACGAUCUCAGGAGAAUCGACUCCAAUGGAAGUUGUCACUUUCCUUAACAAGCUUUACACUCUAUUUGAUGGCAUAAUUCGACGGUACGAUGUCUACAAAGUGGAAACGAUUGGUGACGCCUACAUGGUGGUUUCUGGAGUUCCACAAUACAAAACAAUGGAAUAUCAUGCUGAACAGAUUGCUAUGAUGGCUAUUCAUAUCCUAUCCGCUGUCAGAACAUUCACGAUUCCACAUCGAAUUGGAGAACAAUUGAUGAUCCGCAUCGGAAUGCACACUGGUCCGUGUGUUGCUGGAGUUGUUGGAAAGACAAUGCCAAGAUACACGUUAUUUGGUGAUACAGUCAAUACAGCAUCCAGAAUGGAGAGUAACGGAGAGGCACUCAGAAUACAUUGCUCAUCUUCCACUCAGAAGGUUUUAGCCUCAAUUGAUCAAGGAUUCUUAUUGGAAGAAAGGGGUACAAUGGCUAUUAAAGGAAAAGGACAGAUGACAACAUAUUGGUUAAAUGGAAGAGAUGGUUACGAAUUCACAGAGACAAUCGAGGAUAAGAUGGUUGUGCCAGAUAUUUUCCCGCGUCCAAAUCUGAAAAACAGAGGGUCUAGUUGGGGCGUCAAUCGAGAGUCAUCAUUAUCAUUGGCUACAGAAAAGAGCAGUCAGAUAAUGAAAAGACAAUCAGCUGCCAUGAAUCGAGCUAAUCAAGAUGUCAUCUAUUACAAUCAACCUCUGAAUGCCGGUGGUUUCACUUCUCGUGGAACUUCGAACAGGGAAAUGCCAAAGCUUUAUGAGGAAGAUAGAGAAAGUCUAAUGAAUCAGACAGCCUCUCUUUUUGGGUCAAAAACGUCUAACAGGAAGAAAAGCAAUGCCUCCAAGUACAAUGGAUUCAGUUCAUCCCGAAUUUUCGCAUCCACAAUUUCUAAUUCUUCGUCAACCCGCCCGUCUCGUCCAUCGACAUUUGAUCAGGACACAUCAAUAGCUCUUCGGAAACGGUCGACCUCUCUUCCAGAUGGUGAAAAACUGAAUUUGGAUUUUAUCGAAUCUCCAAACCUUGCCAACAGCACUGUUCCAAUCAUUCCAAACACUGUAGAUGAUCCAGAACCAUCGUUUAGAAGAGCAAGUAACAUCGACGGAUGCAGUUCACAUUCGGAAUCUCCAUCUCAAAGUCAAUAUCCAUCGUAUCGAGACUUAAAUGCACCUCAUCAAAGAAAGCGAGGGAUCGCCACGGUUUUCCCAAUUCGGAAACGUUCGUUAUCUUGUGGAGAUGCAGUUCUAGGGAAAGUUAAUGAAAGUGGAACAUCUGGAGCCAUCACAACUUCAGUAUCUCCUAGACCUACUUCAAGAACUUUGGAUGGAGCGAUGAAACUGGCUGCUAGAGCUUCCAGUCCGGACGAGAUUAUCUACCAGGAAGAUGACGAACAUGCACUUAUUGACGACGAAUCGGUAUUUUCGAAUGGAGUGUCAAAGAGUGAAGAUGGACUAAGGUCUUGUCCCCAACCAAGAAGAAAAAACAAGCAUUCAUUCCUCCGAGAUCCUUCGCCACUGGCACAACGGAUUCGAGAAGCGUCGCCAUUUGGAAAGAAAAAACCUUUUUGGAAUUCAAAGAAUAGUAACGAGCACACAUCAUCGCCAGCAGAGUCUAUAUCACGGCUAUUCCGUAGGCUUCGAAGUGGAACAAAUGGUAACGAUUAUUCGGAUUUGAAUCAUUACUGUGAUGAUGAAGACCUCGGCGAAUAUGAAAUGCAAGAAAUGAUAGAGAUGAAUGGAGGGACACAUCAGUUGAAUGGAGCAAGAACUAACCGCUCCGUUUCUUGCUCUCCAACGGAUGACUGUUGUACUCUCACAGACAAUUCGGAGCCACUUCUUGCCAUUCAAUCAUCUUCCGUUGGUGAUUCUUCGCUGUCAACAUCUCUGUCCUGUUCAUAA